Molecule: messenger RNA, 1916 nt
Organism: Zea mays
Lineage: Eukaryota; Viridiplantae; Streptophyta; Magnoliopsida; Poales; Poaceae
Product: amino acid permease 3
Exons: 3
Coding region: 117-1616 (499 amino acids)
Source: RefSeq, a predicted model, not a curated record
UCCCGUACCCACGCAGCCUUUCCUGCAUAACUGGAUACCAGGCUAGCACUAGCAGCCUCCCUCCUCACUCGCAGAGCAUUUGCCGGCUAGCCCGCCUAGCCGCGCUCUCCACAACGAUGAGGAGGCAGAGCUCGCUAGCUCGCUCGUGCUCCUCAGUGGCACCGGCGUCGCCGCCGCCUCAAAACGGAGGAGUGAACAGCAAGCACCUGGUCCCCCCCAUGGAGGUGUCGGCGGAGGCCGGGAACGCCGGUGCCGCCGAGUGGCUAGACGACGACGGCCGCCCCCGCCGCAAGGGCACGUUCUGGACGGCCAGCGCGCACAUCAUCACCGCCGUCAUCGGCUCCGGCGUGCUGUCCCUGGCCUGGGCCAUCGCGCAGCUGGGCUGGGUCGCCGGCCCCACCGCCAUGCUCCUCUUCGCCUUCGUCACCUACUACACCGCCACGCUGCUCGCCGAGUGCUACCGCACCGGCGACCCCGACACGGGCAAGCGCAACUACACGUACAUGGACGCCGUGCGCUCCAACCUCGGCGGCGCCAAGGUCGCCUUCUGCGGCGUCAUCCAGUACGCCAACCUCGUCGGCGUCGCCAUCGGGUACACCAUCGCGUCGUCCAUCAGCAUGAAGGCCAUCAGGAGGGCGGGCUGCUUCCACACCCACGGCCACGGCGACCCCUGCAAGAGCUCCAGCACGCCAUACAUGAUCCUCUUCGGCGCUGCGCAGGUCGUCUUCUCCCAGAUACCGGACUUCGAUCAGAUAUGGUGGCUCUCCAUUGUCGCUGCAGUCAUGUCCUUCACUUACUCGUCUAUCGGACUGUCCCUCGGAAUCGUACAGACCGUCUCCAACGGUGGGUUCAAGGGCAGUCUCACCAGCAUCGGCUUCGGCGCCGGCGUGAACUCCACGCAGAAGGUCUGGCACACGCUGCAGGCCUUCGGCGACAUCGCGUUCGCCUACUCCUUCUCCAACAUCCUCAUCGAGAUCCAGGACACGAUCAAGGCGCCGCCACCGUCGGAGUCGAAGGUGAUGCAGAAGGCGACGCGCCUCAGCGUGGCGACGACGACCGUGUUCUACAUGCUGUGCGGGUGCAUGGGGUACGCGGCGUUCGGCGACGACGCGCCCGACAACCUGCUCACCGGCUUCGGCUUCUACGAGCCCUUCUGGCUGCUGGACGUGGCCAACGUGGCCAUCGUGGUGCACCUCGUGGGCGCGUACCAGGUGUUCUGCCAGCCCAUCUUCGCCUUCGUCGAGCGCCGCGCCGCCGCGGCCUGGCCGGACAGCGCCUUCGUCUCGCGGGAGCUCCGCGCCGGCCCGUUCGCCCUCAGCCCUUUCCGCCUCGCGUGGCGGUCGGCGUUCGUGUGCGUCACCACCGUCGUCGCCAUGCUGCUGCCUUUCUUCGGCGACGUGGCGGGGCUCCUCGGUGCCGUCUCCUUCUGGCCGCUCACCGUCUACUUCCCCGUCGAGAUGUACAUCAAGCAGCGCCGCGUGCCUCGUGGCAGCGCCAGAUGGAUCAGCCUCCAGACGCUCAGCGUCACGUGCCUCCUCGUCUCCAUCGCCGCCGCCGCCGGUUCCAUCGCCGACGUCGUCGACGCGCUCAAGGUGUACCGGCCGUUCAGCGGCUAACUUGGAAGGGACCUGUGUGUAAAACGCAGGACCGUGAUCAACUCGAUCGCUGCAGAAACCAGAUGAGAUUAAGAUUACUAGGCAAGCAGAGCGAGGCGGCCUGGCGUUAUUAGUUGGUUGAAUUAGGCAGGAUCCAGCUUUAAACAUUUAGGUCUAUUCCUAAAAUAAGAAAGACAAAAGAUAACUUUGUCCAACGAUAACAGCACGAGAUGUGGAGGUCAAAGCAACUCCCGCGUCAAGCAAAUCAAACACACAUCAGAAAUGGGAAACUAGGUCUGAUAUCAAGUCAGCUUAAAUCGA